AUGGAGGCCAUGGCCGUCCUGGACGAGCAGGACAGCUCGCGCCAGUCCGACACGUCGAAAAAGGAGUACCGGCGCUCUCUCUCGCUCGCGAGCAGCGCCGCGGCGCACAACGUGGACCCAGGGGCUGUCGCGAUCCACAUGGCUGGCCACCACGCCGGCGACCCGCACCGGCGCGGGAGCCACGGCAUUGUGCGCAUGCAGCCCCCGUCGUCGGCCUUGAGCGGAAUGCACAGCCCCGGCCACGGCGACCCGGCGACCCCGACCCACCGGACCGUCCGCAGCGGCUCGCACAGCAAUGCGAGCGGCGGUCCGUCCAUGCUGCUGCCGGCCGCCGCGGCGGCGACCCGCACGAAGCGGUCCUACUCGACGAGCACGCGCCCCGGGGAGAUGGUGCGCUUCGCGGGGGACUCGAGCCGCGCCACGGCGGAGCGGACAAGCGGUGGACAACGUAUGCAGGGACGCGACAGCUUCGCGGCUCACCGCGAGAGCGUCGGAUCGCUCACGGACCCGCGGAAGUCGCUGCAGGUGUUCCGGCGGAAGUCGCAGCUCAAGGAGGGCAUGCGCCUCGGCGGCGGCGAGGAGGCGCACACCAGCCAGCGUCCUUCGUUCAACGGGUCCACGCGGCGACACACGCUGACGACGGCGCUGGACGUCAGCAAGUGGGACGGCGACGAUGGGGACUUCCCGCUCCACGUCGACGGAGGCGCCGACCUGCCGCCCGUCACGGUCGCGUCGUGUCGCGGCGCACGCGCGCUAGGCAGACUGGUGCACGAGUCCUUGGUCUGGAGGGGCGUGGUCGGGAUCCUCGCGCUCGUCGCGAUGUUCCUGCGCCCGGCACUGCUCGCGGCCGACCGCGACGUCACCCCCGUGGACGCGGUCUACGCGGUCGCCGCGGCGCUCUUCCUGCUCGACGGCGUCAUCGCGCUCCUCUCGCAGCGUCGCCUCCGCGUCUUCAUGUUCCUCAUCUGCGACGCCGUUCCCGCCGCGUGCUGCAUCCUGUGCAUGGACGCCGUGUCGCGGCACAUCACGCACCCGUCCGACGCCGCGGUCAUCCUCGGCGGGCAAGACGACCACGUCCACGGCUUCCUGGUCAACGUCGCGGACCCCGCAAGCGACGCCGAGGCGUACGACCGCCGCAUCGCCUUCAUCCUCACGUCCUGCGGGGUCUGCAUCACCGCGAAAGUGGUGCCGCUGCUCCUGCGGCCGCUGCCGCGCGGGGGCUGCUUCGGCGCGGACGAGGACGACGACGAUGACGACGAGCCGAGCGCCAACGGCGUCGCGGAGCAGAUGACUGCCGCGGGCCAAUUCGGCACCGCGUUUGUCGCGAGCGCGCCGCUCGAGGCGGCGCGGCUGCGGAACGAGGUGCAGCGGUCGCUGCAGAGCGGUGCCGGGAGCACGAAGCGGCGGUGGUGGCACGUGAGCCGGCGGCGGAGCGGACGGGCUGGGAUGGCCUUGCGCAUGGCGACGGACGUGAUGGUGGCGAUGGCGUUCGCGCUCGUUGUGCUGGCGAUGGUGCUGCCACAAGUGGCGUUCCGCACGGCGGACGCGUCGGGCGCCGCGGCCGUCGCGAUGGCGUGGCCGUUGCUCGCCGUGGACAGCGCCGCCUUUGGCGGCGUGGCUGCGCGCGUGGCGGCCUCGAUGGGGGAGGACAAGGGCGCGACAUCGCAGGCCGUGGCGUUCGCGGAGGUGCGCGGUGGAGUGGUGACGGCGGUGACGUUCCGGCAGGCACCGCAGUGGCCCGGCGCGCGCGUGGUGUGGCACAGCAGGGGCCCGCCGGCCGCGGUGUUCGACGUGGGGGCCGCGGUGGGAGACGACAAGCUGGAGGACGUCGUGCUGAUCGCUGAGACGUCGGACGCGGUGCAGCGCGCCGCCGCCCUCACGCUCGUCGUCAAUGCAGUGACGGCGGUGGUCUUCGUUGUGUUGGCGGUGGUGCUGCGGGGCCUGUUCCUGGAAGAGCUCAGAAUGCUCCUCUCGCCCGUGCUCGGGCUCGCCAAGAGCUUGGCGCUGGCAGGCGGCCUCCAGGGCGAGGAGGGCGAGCUGACGGACAAGCGCGGCGGCUGCUUCGGCUCCAAGCAGCCCGCGAUCGAGGAGGCAAUCAUCCGCAUCCGCCGCCUGACGGAGCACGUGCUGGCGCUGACGAGCGCCGACGAGACCGCGGACACGAUAUUCUCCGAGGGCUCCCAGUGGGUCACCGCCAUGGGCGGCGUCUCGACCGUCCGCAGCUCGCACCUGAGCCACGGCAGCAGCUCCAACAUCGCGGGCUCGGGACACAAGCGCUCGAUGCCCUCCGAGGGCUCGGCGUCGGCGGCCGUGAGCGCGCUGCGCAUGCCGUCCUGGCGCCCGGCCGACCGCGACGCCUCCAGUCCGACCAGCCGCGAAUCGCUGGUCGACAAGAUGCGGCGCAUCACCGGCCUGGAGCCCCUCGACGUGACCGCGCUCGGCACGGCGGCGUGGGACGCGUCGCGGUACACGCGCGAGGAGCUCGCGUGGUACGUGAUGGCCAUCUUCGAGGCCGUCGGGCUGCUCUCCAGCGGCCUGAUCCCGCACGAGAAGCUGUGGCGGCUUGUGCAGGAGCUGCUGCGGCGGUACCAGGACGUGCCGUACCACGGGUGCCAGCACGCGGUGGACGUGACGCACUCGGUCGCGAUGUACAUCCUGCGGACGGAGGCGCAGCUCGCGCUCACGGAGGUGGAGGUCGCGGCGCUGAUGCUGGCGGCGCUGGCGCACGACGUGGGGCACCCGGGCGUGAACAACGCGUUCCUCGCGGCCACGCGCGACCCGAUCGCGCUGCGGUACAACGACCAGUCGAUCCUGGAGAACAUGCACGCGGCCACGCUGUUCGAGGUGAUGCAAGACACCGACCUGGACGUGUUCGGCAACUUCUCGCGGGACCAGUGGGACGAGGCGCGGUCGCUGAUCUGCGCGUCGAUCAUGCACACGGACAUGAAGCACCACUUCGCCAUGACCGCGCAGCUCGAGCAGAUCGCGGCGGAGAACGACAUCAGCCCCCUGGAGCCCACCACGGCCUUCCCCGCCGCGGACCGCGCCGCGAUCCUGCGCGCGAUAUUGCACCUCGCGGAUCUCUCGAACCCGCUGAAGCCCGCGGAGCUCGCGGAGAAGUGGGCGCAGCGCGUCACGCAGGAAUUCUGGCGGCAGGGCGAUCGCGAGAAGGAGAUGGGGCUGCAGGUGGCGGCGAUGAUGGACCGCGACAAGACAGUGCUGUCGCAGACGCAGAUAUCGUUCAUCGACUUCAUCGUCACGCCGUUCUUCCUCGCCAUCGUCAGCCUGCUCCCGGACCUGGAUCUGGAGGCGGUGAACUUGUUGCAGAACCGCGUGGCGUGGCAGAAGAGGUACGCGGAGCACCUGGAGAAGGACGCGUCGCGGCACAAGAGCGAGCGCGCGCAGGAGCUCGUGCAGUGCGAGCAGCGGCUCCUGCGCCUGCGGCAGGCGGUCGGGGCGCUGCAGGAGGCGCACCGGGCGCGGCGGACGUUCAGCGCGAACCUGGACGCGGGCGGGAGCGGGCCGGCGGGCAGCGGGAAGGCUCGGGUGGGGCGGUUCAGCUCGCACCAGGCGUUCUACCGGAGGAAGGCGAGCAGCCUGUUCCACCACAUGAUGCAGCGCAACAGCAUGAAGGCCCAAACACCGCCGCCCACGCCCACGCCCGGCGUCACCGUCGCGGGCUCCGCGCGGCUGUCCAUCGGCCAGUACCGACGAGGUUCAGCGCAGGGGCUGCAGGCCGUCGGCUCCCGCCAGGGCCUGGUCACCGUGACGGAGGAGGAGCCGGAGCCCAGCGGGCCGGGGGCGACGCCGGUCCCCGCACGGCGCGACCGCAAGAACAGCCCUGGGGUGUGA
Messenger RNA from Pedinophyceae sp. YPF-701, 3852 nucleotides. Lineage: Eukaryota; Viridiplantae; Chlorophyta; Pedinophyceae. The record is from the annotation of a GenBank genome assembly.